CGUUAGAAAGCUAGUUUCCCAUAAAGGAGGAAAAGAAGGAAGGGCGAGAGGCAGAGAAAAAGAGCAUCACAAAAGAAAGGGUGCGGCCGGCCGGAACAGCAUAUACAUACAUAGAUAUAAAAGCAAGCAAGAAUUGAUGCAGGGAAUAGGAAAGAGGAAAGGCGGAAGGUAGAAAUGAUGGGCGGAUGUGUAAAGGGCGGGCGGAGCUGAGCAGAAACAGAGUAGGUAGGUAGCAGCUGGAAGGCGGGGAAAUGGCAAAAACGACAUCAAAAAAGGAUAAUAGCAGUGCCGGCGGCGGCGCCGUUGGUAAAAAAGUGAAGCGGACGCGAAAAAGCGUAGCGAGAGAGUCUCCUCCGCAGCGCAGCUCCGCUUAUAGAGGUGUCACCAGGCACCGUUGGACGGGGCGAUAUGAAGCUCAUUUAUGGGACAAGAACUGCUGGAAUGAAGCACAGAGUAAGAAAGGAAGACAAGUAUAUUUAGGCGCGUAUGAUGAAGAAGAAGCAGCAGCACAUGCAUAUGACUUGGCAGCAUUGAAGUAUUGGGGACAACAUACCAUUCUUAAUUUCCCGCUUGAUGCUUAUGAGAAAGAGAUACACGAGAUGGAAGGGCAGUCCAAAGAAGAGUAUAUUGGUUCUUUGAGAAGAAAGAGCAGUGGAUUUUCCAGAGGUGUUUCAAAAUAUCGCGGUGUAGCAAGGCACCAUCACAAUGGACGAUGGGAAGCUCGCAUUGGAAGGGUCUUUGGCAAUAAAUAUUUAUAUCUUGGAACUUAUGCUACUCAAGAGGAAGCUGCCACGGCUUAUGACAUGGCAGCCAUAGAGUACCGCGGGCUUAACGCUGUUACCAACUUUGACCUCAGCCGUUACAUCAACUGCCUAGCCCCGGACCAAAAUUCCAACCCUCGCAGUGACGGCGUAAGUCAAGAUGAUGAGCCGCUGCCCAGCCAAAAAGUUGGGUUGAUCGGCUUCCUCCACCAACAAAGCUCCCCGGAAACUGCCUCUCCCCCGUCAUGCCUCCUCCCUUCCAACUCUGUAGGGACACCGCCGCCUGAGAAUUGUCCGCCAACGCCACCCCCACCAAGGCGGAGCUUCCCGGACGACAUACAAACAUAUUUUGACUGCCACGAAUUGAGUGGCUUCGCCGAGGAACACGACAUCAUUUUUGGCGACCUAAACACGUUUGAAUCGUCUAUUUUCCAAUGUGUACUUGAUGAGUAGCAUACAUUCAUGCGUGCACCAUCUCUCCUGCUUCCAUCUCCGUUCUACUCGUAUUUUUUUUAUAGUUACGCACGUUAUUUGUUUGGUAAUUUAGAAAGAAAUAAUAAAAUAGAGUACACCCUCCGUUCCAAUUGAAUUACGACUCAUCUUUUGUAUCAAACAUAGUCAUUUAAUUCACUUAAUUAAGAUAUCAAUACCAAUUCUUUAUUAAAUUAUAACUUCAAUUUUGUAACUU
Messenger RNA from Cuscuta europaea, 1449 nucleotides. NCBI's taxonomy places the organism in Eukaryota, Viridiplantae, Streptophyta, Magnoliopsida, Solanales, Convolvulaceae. The record is from the annotation of a GenBank genome assembly.